AUGUACAAGUCUAUCGCUUUCUUCGCUGCCGCCCUCGCUACCGCCGUCGCUGCCUCGGACCGUGUCUCGGUCAAGGGCUACACCGCUGAUGUCAAGGACGUCGACUUCUCGUGCAAGUUCGGCAGCGGUGAUAUCCUUAAGGCCUGCGGCAAGUGCGCCCAGAGCAUCACUGAGUGCGCUACUGCCAGCAACAAGACCCGCACGAGCGUUUGUGUCAAGGACAUUUCAAGCUUCGCUGGUGACUGCGGUGGCUGUGCUGUCGACAUCCUCGAGUGCCUACUUGCAUGCGAAGUUACCAUGUACAAGUCUAUCGUUUUCUUUGCUGCCGUCCUCGCUACCGCCGUCGCUGCCUCGGACCGUGUCUCGGUCAAGGGUUACACUGCUGAUGUCAAGGACGUCGACUUCUCGUGCAAGUUCGGCAGCGGCGAUAUCCUUAAGGCCUGCGGCAAGUGCGCCCAGAGCAUCACUGAGUGCGCUACUGCCAGCAACAAGACCCGCACGAGCGUUUGUGUCAAGGACAUUUCUAGCUUCGCUGGUGACUGCGGUGGCUGUGCUGUCGACAUCCUCGAGUGCUUGUAA
Molecule: messenger RNA, 579 nt
Organism: Malassezia sympodialis ATCC 42132
Lineage: Eukaryota; Fungi; Basidiomycota; Malasseziomycetes; Malasseziales; Malasseziaceae
Source: RefSeq, a predicted model, not a curated record